Molecule: messenger RNA, 567 nt
Organism: Drosophila obscura
Lineage: Eukaryota; Metazoa; Arthropoda; Insecta; Diptera; Drosophilidae
Exons: 2
Coding region: 115-474 (119 amino acids)
Cellular component (GO): NatC complex
Molecular function (GO): RNA binding
Source: RefSeq, a predicted model, not a curated record
CCUAUUCACAUUGUGUUUUUUGUCUGAAACAUUCCUUUGGGAGAGCUUGCUGCUGACAAAGUCGAAGAUAAACGCGUUUGUUUCGCCCCGUAGUAGCACAACAACUGAAAUAGAAUGAAUGCCAAGGGAGCCGCAAAGGAGAAAAUGCCGAGUGCACCGGCAGCAGCAGUUGGUACCGCUCGGAUCAUCACCAACUCCAAGGAGGACAUGCGGGAGGAUGCCGAUCUGUCGCCGCGCCUGCGCAAACUUCUCAGCUGGCUGGGCCGAGCCAUGCGCAUUGAGACGACCAAUGGACGCCUCAUAAUCGGCUACCUGGCGAGUGCGGACAGUGAGGCCAAUGUGGUGCUGACCGCCUGCACCGCGUACAACAGCGGCGCUGACCUCAAGGAUAUUGCACCGCGAUUUCUGGGCACCACCAUGGUGCUGGGCAAGGACAUUCAGUCCGUGUGUAUUGUUAGGGACGAGCACGAAUAGCCUGAGCCAAUUGGGAGCUGUAGCUGGAAUCCCAAGUGCAUUGCUACUUUGUAAUUCUCAUACAUACAUAUAAAUCACUCUCACACAAUACAA